AUGCCUGUGACGAUAAAUGCGGUCAACUAUGUGGAGCACGCGGUGUCCUCUCUUCAAGGUGCUUCGCAAGUGGUGCCAUCGACAGUUGCGUCUGUGGCACCCAAGGUAAUCCCUCAGGUUCAAAGCCCGUACGUCGGGCGCCUCAGAAUGAUUCCUGUAGACCUGCAUGCGCCCAAGAGUGUGGGAAAGCCGGUGUCCUGGAAGUAA
Molecule: messenger RNA, 207 nt
Organism: Colletotrichum graminicola M1.001
Lineage: Eukaryota; Fungi; Ascomycota; Sordariomycetes; Glomerellales; Glomerellaceae
Exons: 3
Coding region: 1-207 (68 amino acids)
Source: RefSeq, a predicted model, not a curated record